GUUCCUACCUUAACUUCCCUCAACGGACUAUGAUUCGGAAUAUUGUGCUUCAGGAAGCAGUUAUGUCUGUCCUGUACCCAUCUCUGGAGGAUCUGAAGGUGGGCCAAGUCAUCCAGGCCCAGGCAAGAGCCUCACCCAUGACGCCCACUCUGUCAGCCCCAAUGGCUUCUGCACCCCCACUUUCAGAGUUGUAUCCAAACCUGGCAGAACUGGAAAGUUAUAUGGGACUGUCUCUCUCUAGCCAAGAAGUUCAGAAGAACCUGUCCCAGAUUCCAGAUGGUGAUAAUAUGGUGGUCACUAGCCCUGGUCCUGGGCAGGUGGUAGCACCAGUAUCUGGGAACAACCUGGGUGUACUGCGUGCAGAGAUCAAGCCUGGCGUGCGAGAGAUCCACCUGUGCAAGGAUGAGCGUGGCAAGACUGGACUGCGUCUGCAGGCUGUUGACAAGGGGCUCUUUGUGCAGCUGGUCCAGGCCAACACCCCUGCAUCCCUUGUGGGGUUGCGCUUUGGGGACCAGAUCCUGCAGAUUGAUGGGUGUGACUGUGCUGGGUGGAACACACACAAAGCUCACAAAGCACUGAAGAAGGCAUCAGCGGAGAAGAUUGUCAUGGUUGUUCGAGACAGGCCAUUCCAGAGGACUGUCACCAUGCACAAAGACAGCUCAGGCCAAGUUGGCUUUUUCAUCAAAAAGGGGAAGAUUGUCUCUGUGGUAAAGGGAAGUUCUGCAGCCCGCAAUGGACUUCUGACCAACCACUAUGUGUGUGAGGUGAACGGACAGAACGUCAUUGGGCUAAAGGACAAAAAGAUUACUGAGAUUCUGACCACAGCUGGAAAUGUCAUCACACUGACCAUCAUUCCCACUGUGAUCUACGAGCACAUGAUCAAAAAGUUGUCCCCAUUGCUGCUUCACCACACCAUGGACCACUCCAUUCCAGACACCUGAAGUUACCAGAGGGCAGCGCAGGCUUCCCAUCAUCCUGCCGGGAAGACAGCAGUCCUCAGAUGACAGGUUGCAGCUGGCUUGUUGCCUGGGUCUGGGGAUUGCAGGGAUGUGUCCCAGGUGGGUGUGUAUUGGAUGAGUCUGUCAUUGCCGAUUUUAGGCCUCUUUGGAUCCUGACUCCUAGCUAUGUUGAGGCACAAAUGGGACUUAGGCAUCUGGUUCUCAGCAGAAUGUCACUGAGUGCUGCUGUAUCCCUUUGCAGACUGCCUCAUCUAGAAAGUCAGCUGCUUGAUUUGACAGAGGAGUGCCUUGUGUGUUGUCUUCAUUGAUCUUUGUCACAGGUUAUGUAUAGAUUUAUGGUAACCCUUUAUCUUGUAGGUUAGUUGUAACCCUUUACUGUCUUUCGAAUAAAGAGUGGAUUU
Molecule: messenger RNA, 1360 nt
Organism: Arvicanthis niloticus (Nile rat)
Lineage: Eukaryota; Metazoa; Chordata; Mammalia; Rodentia; Muridae
Source: RefSeq, a predicted model, not a curated record